GUCAUAGCAGUGUUGUUUGCAUGUGUGUAUGUAUCGUGAGAGAGUGUUAAGUGUGAACAUGGUUUUUGGAAUGACAUCAAGUUAUAUAUGCUCAAGUCCUUGUAAAAUUUUGUUCUGCUUGGUUGUGACUGCUGUGUUUGGACCUUCUUCAUGUCUUUAUGAAGAUCAGAUUGGAAAGUUCGACUGGAAACAGUCAUACGUUGGGAAGCUGAAGUUUGCAGAAUUUGAUGUGAAUUUGUCUCUUAGGAGAAUAUUUGUAGCUACAGAGGAAAAUGUUGUUGCUGCACUGAACUCAAAAUCAGGUCAAAUUUUAUGGCGACAAGUUCUGGAGAAGGGUGGACAAGGUGAUAUCCACUUUUUGGGUGUGGAUGGGUCUGCUGUGGUGACAGUAAGUGGAGACAAGGUUUUGACUUUAAGAGGCUGGGAUCAAAAUGCUGGUUACCUCCUGUGGGAAUGGCCAUUACCUUUGCAACUCUCUCUGGACAGGUUAAAAGUUAGCAGAUGGUUUGUAAACUCUGGAAAUCUAUACCACAUGGAACCAGAGGCUCAAAAACAAGUAACGGUAACAGUGUUCAAACUUGUAACAGGGGCAAAGUUUGGUGGUAGUAAACUUCAAUCACCAUGGCUUGGGGACGACUCUAGGUGUACAGUGACUUCAACGUACCUGGCUUGUGUGGGUGCUGUUGAUGGAAGAGUUUAUUCAUCAAAUCUUAUGCUGUCUGAGGCAGCUGAUGAAGUUGCUGCAGGGCCUAUAGCGCAAAUGACGAUGCUAACAUCUCUUGGAGAGUUAAGAGACCUGCGUGCAGUGCCUGGAGUGAGACCAAUGUUGUUGGCUGUGGACAAGCUGGGUAGUACUGCCGUGAUUGCAGUGGGACCUAAAGGUUUAUCUGUCCUUGAUUACAAACUCACUCAACCAGUAGAAUUUGUUGCAAGUGCUGUGGGAGAUGAUGGUGAUGUUUUGCUGCAUCUUCUUCCUCAAAGUAGUGAAAUUUUGGCAGUAACUGCAUUGAAUAUUGAUAAUGGAAAGCAAGUGGCAGACUUAACGUCCCAGUUAAAAUAUCCAGUUGGAGUUGGUAAACCUGCAAUGGUUCAAGCUGCAUGUGCUCCUCGGAGAGAGAGAGGAGUUGGAUGCCGCUUUCUGAUUCAGACAGAAGACAAUGCAGUCAUUCUUCUCCACCAUCCUGGAAAAAUGCUUUGGGUGCGUGAAGAAGCAUUAACAUCUGUUGUGGCUGUGGAAAUGUUGGAUUUGCCUGUUUCUGACACUGAUGCUGCAAUAGAAAAGGAAUUUGAUAAUAAAGAAUUGGACUUUGGUGUCUCAUCUGGCUCACUGGGGAUGUUCGUGCAUCGUCUCAUAAGUCAAACACUUCAACUGCGGAGUUUCAUUAUGACCCUUCUGGGAUUUGGAUCACCACCAUCAGCUGGACAAAGGGCAGGACUUGUGAGAGAUGAAUUCAAUCUGCAUAAAAUAAUUGUCGUCGUCACAUCUGUUGGAAAGGUGUUUGGAAUUGAUAAUUUAAGUGGUGAAAUCAUUUGGAAGCGAUACCUAGAAGAUGUGACUACUUUCACAUCUCCAAGCCAGCCCAUGCUGCUGUUUGUCCAGAGAACAACACGACAUUUCCCUUAUCCUGCACAGUGUGCUCUUGUUGCAAAACAUAAGGUUACAGGAGAAGGUGUACUGUUCACCUUCAACCCAUUCAGUGGUCAAGGAAUGGUUAGUAAUGAUGGCAUACAACUGCUUGGCUACCGUGUGCGUCAGGCACUCUUGCUUCCAGUUAAUGAUGAAAACUUUCUUCGAGCAUUGUUACUGUUUGAUGAGAAGGAGAAAUUACAUUCGUAUCCUGACACUGGAAAACAAGUGGCAGCCCAGAUUGCGCACACAACUUUCUUAUUCACAGCGGAACCUAACACUGGCACUCUGACAGGAUAUUCUCUUGGAUUCAGCACAGCUGAGGGUCUUGUGGCUACUGCAGUGUGGGAGGUCAAGCUUUGUGUUGACAGUCCACAGAAAGUGAUAGCCGUCGUAGGUAAGAAUCCUGGGGAGAGAGUUCACUCACAAGGUCGCGUCCUUGCUGAUCGCAGUGUGCUGUACAAAUACAUCAAUCCCAAUCUUGUUGCCGUUGCUACACAGGGCUUUGAUCCUGUGCAGAAGUAUAUACUGAACAUCUACUUAGUAGAUGCUGUAUCAGGUGCAGUUGUUUUUUCUGCGUCCCAUAAAAGAGCGCGAGAACCAGUGUACGUAGUACAUUCAGAGAACUGGGUACUUUACAGUUACUUCAGUGAAAAGUCUCGACGGACUGAGGUUGUCACCCUUGAAUUGUAUGAAGGAAAGGUGCAAAGCAAUACAACAGCAUUUUCAUCUCUGUCUGCUCCAAUUCAGCCAAUUGUGGACAGGCAAGCAUAUAUUUUACCGGGUAAUAUUGAAGCACUGAAAGAGACAAUAACUGAAAAAGGCAUCACCAGCAAACAUAUUCUUGUUGCUUUAGCUACUGGUGGAAUUCUGGAACUGCCAUGGUUGUUUGUUGAUCCUCGCCGGCCUGUCACUGUUACUUCAGAAAUGAGGGAAGAAGGCGUCAUUCCAUAUAUGCCCGAACUACCUAUUCCACCAGAUGCUAUCAUCAAUUAUAAUCAAACACUCCAAAGAAUAAGGGGCAUCCACACUGCUCCAAGUGGCCUUGAAUCAACUUGCCUUAUAUUAGCAUAUGGGCUAGAUUUGUUUUACACUCGUGUUGCUCCUUCGAAAACAUUUGAUCUUCUGAAGGAAGAUUUUGAUCAUUUACUUAUCACCGCAGUUCUGUUAGGGCUGGCUGUAGCGUCAUAUGUGACAAAGAAGCUGGCAUCAAGAAAGGCUCUGAAGCUGGCGUGGAAAUAAUAAUUUAAAACACAAUGAACUGGUGUUUCAGUAAACUGUUUAACCGUAAUGAACUGAAUUAAUUGAUUACCUCCAUACAAAUAUGGACUUAAUGUUGUUGUGCAACUUCUGUGAUUUCAUUGACCAACAUCUCAGUAUUUCUUUAUAAGAUUACUUACUGUACUUCACUGUUAUCAAUGGUGUACAUAAUGUAAGAUAUUUAUAUUGAAUAUUUUAAUUUAUUCAAGUUGUUGAAUUAGUGUGCAUCUGCCAUCACAUGUUUGUGUACACAACUGUAGCUACACCUUGUUUUGUUAUGUUUGUGAAUAUAUGUUUUUUUUAUGUGGUAUGUGUUGUCUUUAUUUUUUCUAUUCAUCACAUUGUGCCACUUCAGAAGUUGAAAACAAAAUAUUUACCAAGAUUCUGCAUCCAGUGUGUAAAAUAAUGUGGUUAUGAUCCAGGAAGGAUUGACUUCUACAAUUUCUGACUCCAUUAUACAGACUGAAGUGUACAUAUCUUGUCAAUUAAAUUUCUUAUGUAAUG
Molecule: messenger RNA, 3391 nt
Organism: Schistocerca nitens (vagrant locust)
Lineage: Eukaryota; Metazoa; Arthropoda; Insecta; Orthoptera; Acrididae
Gene: EMC1
Product: ER membrane protein complex subunit 1
Exons: 16
Coding region: 29-2869 (946 amino acids)
Biological process (GO): protein folding in endoplasmic reticulum
Cellular component (GO): EMC complex
Molecular function (GO): protein binding
Source: RefSeq, a predicted model, not a curated record